Molecule: messenger RNA, 563 nt
Organism: Megalopta genalis
Lineage: Eukaryota; Metazoa; Arthropoda; Insecta; Hymenoptera; Halictidae
Gene: RpS17
Product: ribosomal protein S17
Biological process (GO): translation
Cellular component (GO): ribosome
Molecular function (GO): structural constituent of ribosome
Source: RefSeq, a predicted model, not a curated record
UUCUCUGCUUUGCCGCGAGUGUUGAUAGUCGUGCAGCGGUAGUAUCUCUCUUCCAUUUUGGUUUAUGUCUUUUCCGAUACAAUAGCCAACAUGAGUCGCGUCAGGACUAAGACGGUCAAAAAGGCCGCCAAACUCAUCAUCGAGAAAUAUUACACUCGAUUGACUAUGGACUUCCACACCAACAAGAGGAUAUGUGAAGAAAUUGCUAUUAUUCCUAGCAAAUCUCUCCGUAACAAAAUCGCUGGAUUUGUUACGCAUUUAAUGAAACGUUUGAGACACAGUCAAGUGCGUGGUAUUUCCAUCAAACUGCAAGAAGAAGAGAGGGAACGCAGAGAUAACUACGUUCCUGAAGUCUCUGCCCUGGAACACGACAUCAUCGAGGUCGAUCCAGAGACUAAAGAAAUGUUACAGAUGCUAGGAUUCAACAAUAUUCCAGGACUCCAACUUACGCAAUCUCAAUUACCACCAUAUAGCAGACGUUCUUAAUUUUUUCUUUAUAAUAAAUAAGUUUGUUAGUGUUGCACUUUUUAAUAAAAAUGCAAGCUGACAUUCUAAAAUAGUAA